CCCAGCGCUGCCCCCCCGGUGCCGCGCCGGUGGAGCCUGAGGCCAACGAUCCGGCAGAGACCGCCACGACUUCUUUCAGCCCAGCGCCUUGCGAUUUUAAAAUCUCCCGGUCCGUUUCUUAUUUCCACCUGUCCUUGUCCCUCCUCUCAUGUGGUCCGGUUCUCCAUCUUGCUCUCGGUGACAAUGCGCUUCGCUCCUCUGCUCUGGUCCUUCGUGUCCUCCUCGCUGCUUGCCUCGGCCAACAUCCUCGAGAAUGGCCAGGAAAGAUUAAACCCGUGGCCCGGCCAGGCCCCGAACGUCUCGCUCGACGACUCCUGGCGAAACUACGACGCCGGUGCCCCGGAGAUUGCCUACAAGGGCCGCUGGGAUAGCAAACACAUCGGUUGGUGGUCAGCCCCUGGCUUCAAAACCGAAUUUACUGGCGACCGAUUGGCCGUGAGCUUCGGUGAACACACGACGGAGGGUGUUUUGGUGGCGUAUCGCAUCGGCUCCCUCGACUGGCUCUUCUCGAACGUUACCGCCGACACCACCUACCAGUUCGUAUCGCCCGAGACCGACGUGGGCGAGAAACCCGUCGGAGACCCCAAGGUCUUUGAGCUGCGAGUGACCAACUGGGGCCGGGGAGCUCAGAUCGCCGGUGUCUCUGUUGCCAGCGAUGCGCACCUCAACAGGGUUGAAAACUUCAAGCGACGAGUUGAAAUUAUCGGCGGUAGUCUCGCCUCUGGACAGUAUGGCACCUACGAGACCCUUUCCUCGUGGGCCUGGCUUUACGGAGCUGGACUCGGUAACGCUGAGUUCGACAUCACGGCCUAUCCCGGAGCUUGUCUCGCUGACAUGAAGUGCUACGGCGGUAACGUUCACGGCAUGCCCUGGUGGUGGCACCGCGCCUCUGACCCCGGUACUCGUGCCCGUGAAAUGUACGACCACGACCCCGAGGAGUUCGAUGUUCGUGGCGACCAACCCGCCGAUCUGGUCAUCAUCCAGAUGGGUGGCAACGAUCACCGUUCGCCCAACGAAAUCUCGGGCCCCGAUUUCUACCACGACUACAUCCGUCUCAUCGACGAUGUUCACUCGAUCUGGCCCAAGGCUGUUGUUGUCGUUAUGACCCAAUGGGGCGUCUGGACCAAGACCGGAACCGAAUACGUCCCCAACUCCGUCUACGAGUCCGAGAUCAAGCGCGUCCACGACCACUACAAGGAGAAGGGCUUCGUGCACUGGUUCGACACCGCCGGUAUCCUGCAGCACAACGACAUCAACCCCAAGAACCACCCCACAGAUGUCGGCCACAUCAAGCUGGCCAGUCACCUGCUGCAAUGGACCCGCAUGAUCAUGAGAUGGCCCCUCGAGCCCACGGGCGAGGUCCAGCACGGUACCGAGUACUGGAACAACAUGCAACAGUAUUAGACGAACUACGCUCGACUCGACAAACCCCCCUUUACCUUCCCUCUCAUCCUUUGGAAUAGGCUGUGCCGAUACCGAUGCCGAUGCCGACGCCGACGACUUUAUUCAUGUAUAUCAGUUCUCAGUUAAAAAGACUACUCACUAACUCAACCUCUUGCUCGGAUUCUGUUGGUAAUUUUCUAUAUUAUAUCGAGGUGUAUUUUGAUGGGAUUGGACCCGAUUGGAUGUUAUACAUAAGUGCGCUGCUUUUUGCGUCUCGUUUUUCUUUUGCUUUUUUCUGGAGAUUUGAUUCUUAUAUUAUAGACUUUUACCUUUUUCUUGUCUUUUUGGUGUAUUUACCUGCGUUUUCUGUGUCAAGAUAAGACAAGAUUCUGUGAUCACGGACAUGACAUAUAAUCCUGGGACCUUGGACCAAUAUUUAAUCUGACAUUUUAUUUGGCUG
Molecule: messenger RNA, 1843 nt
Organism: Aspergillus steynii IBT 23096
Lineage: Eukaryota; Fungi; Ascomycota; Eurotiomycetes; Eurotiales; Aspergillaceae
Product: SGNH/GDSL hydrolase family protein
Exons: 9
Coding region: 184-1404 (406 amino acids)
Molecular function (GO): carboxylic ester hydrolase activity
Source: RefSeq, a predicted model, not a curated record